Messenger RNA from Myxocyprinus asiaticus (Chinese sucker), 7369 nucleotides. RefSeq names its product Rac/Cdc42 guanine nucleotide exchange factor (GEF) 6 (gene arhgef6). The record is from RefSeq and is a predicted model, not a curated record. The transcript has 22 exons. Gene Ontology annotation, molecular function: guanyl-nucleotide exchange factor activity; protein binding. Bases 106 to 2427 code for a protein of 773 amino acids. Lineage: Eukaryota; Metazoa; Chordata; Actinopteri; Cypriniformes; Catostomidae.
GAAAAAGCAGAAGCGCGACGGAUGUGGGUAGCAUCUCAACAGAUAUAGCGAGAGUUGGCGCACCAAGGGUGCAGCAAAAUCUGAAAGGCCCAUUGAGCGUAAACUAUGAACCCAGAGGAGCAGACUGUUACGUGGCUUAUAACAUUAGGCGUGCUUAAUUCUCCUAAAAAGAACAUAGCUGAUCCAGAGGAAUUUCUGAAAACAUCUCUAAGAGAUGGGGUCGUAUUGUGUAAGCUUAUGGAGCGCUUGCAAUCUGGAACCAACAUAAAGUAUUCUUCUGAUCCCAAAUGCGAAGCUGAUUGCAUUGCAAACAUUCGGGAGUUUCUGAAAGGAUGUCAAUCUCUAAAGGUUGAGGGCUUUGAACCAGAGAUCUUGUAUACUGGGGAGAACUUUGGCAAGGUGCUGUCAACACUCUCGGCUAUAAAUAUUGCCACUCAAGAUUGUACCCCUAAUAGAUCAUGUCCACAGCCCAGUGUUACUGCUUCUAGCCUGUCAACCUCCUCUCAAGCUGUUCCCACCUUAAAGUACAACAAGUCCUUACGGAGGCAAUCAAAAGCAGUGGAGAUGUCUGAGAAUGGAAGUGGUGGGCAGCUGGUGGUGAAGGCACGCUUCAAUUUCAAACAAAACAAUGAGGACGAGCUGUCUUUCAGCAAGGGCGAUCUGAUCCACGUCACACGCCAGGAGGAAGGUGGUUGGUGGGAGGGAAACCUUAAUGGCAAGACCGGCUGGUUCCCUAGCAACUAUGUCCGAGAGGUCAAGCCAUGUGAAAAACCAAUAUCUCCGAAAGCCAUAAAAGGAUUUGACGUUCCUCAGCUAACUAAAAAUUAUUACAGCGUGGUGGUGCAAGACAUCUUGGAACAUGAGAGAGAGUUUGUCAAAGAACUGCAAACGGUACUAGGCUGCUACCUGCGCCCUCUACAGACUAGUGACAAGCUCUCCAGUGCGGACUGCUCCAGCUUGAGUGGGAAUUUAGAAGACAUCCUCUCCUUCCAACAGGGACUGUGUCUUGCAUUAGAGGAGUGCUCCAAGAUGCCAGAGGGCCAGCAACGAAUUGGGGGCUGUUACCUGAACCUGAUGUGUCAGAUCAGAACACUGUACUUGUCCUACUGCUCCAGCCAUCCCUCUGCAGUGGGUGUGCUCACUGAUCACAGUGAGGAACUGGACAAAUUCAUGGAAAGCCAAGGUGCCAGUGCUCCUGGGGUCUUAACUCUAACAACCAGCCUGAGCAAACCUUUCAUGAGGCUUGACAAGUACCCCACCCUACUGCAGGAGCUCGAGAGACAUGUGGAGGAAGCUCAUCCAGAUUACAGCGACAUUCUGAAAGCAUCAGUUGCUUUUAAGAAUCUUGUGACUCAGUGUCAAGAUCUGCGAAAAAGAAAGAAUCUGGAGUUGCAGAUCUUGUUGGAGCCUGUACGGGGCUGGGAGGGUGAGAGCAUGAAGUCACUUGGUCAGGUGGUCUACAUGUCACAGGUCCACAUGCAGAGCCCUGUAAAUGAGGAUAAAGAAGAGCGAUACUUCAUGCUGUUUCCUAAUGUGGUAGUCAUGUUGUCAGCUAGUCCGAGAAUGAGUGGCUUUAUUUAUCAGGGACGGAUGCCGCUAACAGGAACCACAGUAACCAAACAGCCAGAGGAUGCAGAAACAGGCCAUUAUGCCUUUGAAAUAACAGGUGGAACGAUAGAUCGUAUCAUGGUGUUCUGCAAUAGUUUACAGGAGCAGCAGGAGUGGUUAGAACAUCUUCAUGCUUACACCAAGGAAGGAAGCCCAGUGGGAACAAUAUUGAAGAAUGUUGAGGGUAAGCACACAACCAUGACCCACAUUUUGCACAGUUUUGGUGGUCCUGUGGCUAACCGAGGCCCUCUCGAACCCCCCAAGAUCACCAAACCUUGGUCUUUAAGCUGCCUGAGGCCUGCGCCACCCCUCAAGCCCUCUGCUGCUCUGGGCUAUAAAGAGAGGAUGUCUUAUAUCCUGAAGGACUCUAGUAAAAGCCCCAGACCCAUCAAGAAGUUUCUCCCGAAGAGAAAAACAGAGAGAAAACCAUCAGAUGAUGAAUUUCUUAGAAAAAGUACAGCAGCUCUAGAGGAGGAUGCCCAGAUACUGAAAGUGAUUGAGGCCUACUGCACUGGAGCCAGUCUCCACCAGUCCACCACAGCUGUUCGUAAGGAAAGUGUUCCCCAAGUCCUGCUGCCAGAAGAAGAGAAGAUUAUUGUUGAGGAAAUGAAGAGCAAUGGCCAGACUGUCAUUGAAGAGAAAAGUCUUGUAGAUGCAGUAUAUGCUCUAAAAGAUGAGGUCCACGAAUUAAAAAAGGAGAAUAGAUGGAUGAAGCAGUGUCUGGAAGAGGAGCAGAAGUCUCGUAAAGAGCUGGAACGUGUGGUCAGGAAGUUGGCUAAGCAAAAGAAUGACUGUUCCUGGGAAGAAGGAGUCCAUUGAAGAACACUCUGGACUUUCUUUGAUCCCCCAUUUGCCAUGCUUGUGUUUAUCGUGUACGUAUUUCUGUGUCUGUGUGUCCUCGCAAGCGUGUUUUUUUCCACCGCAUUAUACACUGAACGUUGCUUUUGGAAAGUCACCAUGUCACCAUUAUCAACUUUAUGAUUAUUGGCCCUUUGCUAGGAAAUUUAAAUUCUCACCAUGCGCAAGCAUAUCAUGGUGCGGUUUGCUUCAAGCUCCUUUGAUUUGCUCUGUACGAAAGUAGAUAUGACAUUCUGAGAACAAAACAGCUGAGGAAGACUAUGUGAACUCCUUAUUACAAAUUGAUGUUGGUGGUUUGGAACACCUCAGGUAACUGAUGGAGUCCUGGACAGUUUUGUUCCCCCUGGCGGUUAACUGGCCAUUGGCCCCAAUCAAGCACUCCAAGAUAAUCCAGUCCGGUAAAAUCCGGACAGAAGAAAAAAACCAGAAAGGAUGGUGGAACCUUCUUUUUAACUGAACAAAUAUCUGCCUCACUUUUCGACUGGUACUGGUCUCAGUCAUGGACUUGAUCUUUCUUGGACAUUUGCUCAGCCAAUGCGCAACAGAAUUCCUACUCAAUACGCUGAUGCACACAUGAAACAUAUUCUGUUGAUGGUUUUGGAGUGAAAAUAUUUUACUUUUGAGGUAUCAUAGCUAUUUUUUUGUUGUUAUUUUGCAUGCAGGUGCAUUUCAGGCCUCCCCUGACUGACCACAAGUAUUGUCCUAAUUGUACUUUUAAAAUGUGAAAACGAUGUUGCUUGAGGAAGCUUUUAGAUCAUGAAUGCAAAAGUUGGACUCUGAAAUUUUUGGUUUGCAAGUGAUAGACAUGAGAUGCCCUUCUUGCCAUCUUGAAAUUAGUUUCAUUUUUUAUUUUGAUCUCUUUUUAGUUUGAAGCUUUUGAAAAAUGCCUGUAAAUGUAGGUUGAAAUAGUGCUUUUAAAUUGUGUGUUGUCCAGACAGUCACUCACAUCAGCAUUGGGUGUACAGUAUUACUAAAACGGCCAUCAUAUGUCAUAAUCAUGCUUCUGAUAAUCAUUGUCAUAAAAGUCUAGAGCUAUCAGGGAUAUAGUUGUCUGAAAUAUUGUCGCAAGUUACGAAUACCAUACUAAUAAUAUAUAAAAUAAAGUAUGUAUAUAUAUAUAUAUAUAUAUAUACACACUACCGGUCAAAAGUUUUGAAACACUUGACUGAAAUGUUUCUCAUGAUCUUAAAAAUCUUUUGAUCUGAAGGUGUAUGCUUAAAUGUUUGAUAGACAAAAAUAUAAUUGUGCCACCAUAUUAAUUUAUUUCAUUAUAAAACUAAAAUUUAAUUAAAAAAUAAAAACUUUUUGAAAUUGAUGACUUGGACCAAAUAAUAAAAAAAAGCAGCCAAUAAGUGCCCAGCAUAGAUGGGAACUCCUUUAAUACUGUUUAAAAAGCAUCCCAGGGUGAUACCUCAAGAAGUUGGUUGAGAAAAUGUCAAGAGUACAUUUCUGCAAAUUCUAGGCAAAGGGUGACUACUUUGAAGAUGCUAAAAUAUAACACAGUUUUGAUUUAUUUUGGAUUUUGUUUAGUCACAACAUAAUUCCCAUAGUUCCAUUUAUGUUAUUCCAUAGUUUUGAUGACUUUACUAUUAUUCUAAAAUGUGAAAAAAUAAUUAUAAUAAAGAAUGAGUAAGUGUUUCAAAACCUUUGACCGGUAGUAUAUAUAUACUUGUAUACCAUAUAAAUAUGUAUAUAUCAUAGAUAUAAUGGCAAUAAGAACCAUAUUAAAACCAAAUUUUUUUGAUGACUAGAAAUAAAAGAAAACAUUUAUUUGAAGUUGAAACCAUUACGUAUGUGUCUUUAACCAAAAGUACUACUAAUAAUAAAAAAAAUUCCAGUAUAUUUGAUUCCUGCAGAUUUGGUACUACGGGCCCUUUUAGGACUUGACUGAGUGUACUUGGAAACAUACAGUACUUCAGGAACUGAUAUUUGUCCCCCCACUUGCGAUACCAUGGUGCCUCGUACUAGAAUGAAAAACAAAUGGUGUUUUAACCCAUUUUUAUAUAUAUAUAUAUAUAUAUAUAUAUAAACACACACACACACACACACAGUUGAAGUCAGAAGUUUACAUACACCUUAGCCAAAUACAUUUAAACUCAGUGUUUCACAAGUCUUGACAUUUAAUUCCCUGCCUUAGGUCAGUUAGGAUCACUACUUUAUUUUAAGAAUGUGAAAUGUCAGGAUAAUAGUAGAGAGAAUUAUUUAUUUCAUUACAUUCCCAGUGGGUAAGAAGUUUACAUACACUUUGUUAGUAUUUGUUUGCAUUGCCUUUAACUUGUUUAACUUGGGUCAAACAUUUUGGGUAGCCUCCCACAAGCUGCUCACAAUAAGUUGCUGGAAUUUUGGCCCAUUCCUCAAGACAGAAAUGGUGUAACUGAGUCAGGUUUGUAGGCCUUCUUGCUCGCACACGCAUUUUCAGUUCUGCCCACAAAUUUUCUAUCAGAUUGAGGUCAGGGCUUUGUGAUGGCCACUCCAAUACCUUGACUUUGUUGUCCUUAAGCCAUUUUGCCACAACUUUGGAGGUAUGCUUGGGGUCAUUGUCCAUUUGGAAGACCCAUUUGCGACUGAGCUUUAACUUCCUGGCUGAUGUCUUGAGAUGUUGCUUCAAUAUAUCCACAUAAAUUUCCUUCCUCAUGAUGCCAUCUAUUUUGUGAAGUGCACCAGUACCUCCUUCAGCAAAGCACCCCCACAACAUGAUGCUUCCACCCCCAUGCUUCACGGUUGGGAUGGUGUUCUUCAGCUUGCAAGCGUCACCCUUUUUCCUAUAAACAUAACGAUGGCCAUUAUGACCAAAAGGUUACAUUUUUGUUUCAUCAGACCAGCGUAAAUUUCUCCAAAAUGUAAGAUCUUUGUCCCCAUGUGUACUUGCAAACUGUAGUCUGGCUUUUUUAUGCUGGUUUUGGAGCAGUGGCUUCUUGCUUGCUGAGCAGCAUUUCAGGUUAUGUCGAUAUAGGACUCGUUUUACUGUGGAUAUAGAUACAUGUCUACCUGUUUCCUCCAGCAUCUUCACAAGGUCCUUUGCUGUUGUUCUGGGAUUGAUUUGCACUUUUCACACCAAACUACGUUCAUCUCUAGGAGACAGAAUGCAUCUCCUUCCUGAGCGGUAUGAUGGCUGCGUGGUCCCAUAGUGUUUAUACUUGCGAACUAUUGUUUGUACAGAUGAAUGUGGUACCUUCAGGCAUUUGGAAAUUGCUCCCAAGGAUGAACCAGACUUGUGGAGGUCCACAAAUUUUUUUCUGAGGUCUUGGCUGAUUUCUUUUGAUUUUCCCAUGAUGUCAAGUAAAGAGGCACUGAGUUUGAAGGUAGGCCUUAAAAUACAUCCACAGAUACACCUCCAAUUGACUCCAAUUAACCAAUUAGCCUAUCAGAAGCUAAUUGGCUAAUUGCCUAAAGGCUUGACAUCAUUUUCUGGAAUAUUCCAAGCUGCUUAAAGGCACAGUUAACUUAGUGAAUGUAAAUUUCUUACCCACUGGAAUUGUGAUAUAGUCAAUUAAAAGUGAAACAAUCUGUCUGUAAACAAUUGCUGGAAAAAUUACUUGUGUCAUGCACAAAGUAGAUGUCCUAAGCGACUUGCCAAAACUAUAGUUUGCUAAUAUGAAAUCUGUGGAGUGGUUAAAAAAUGAGUUUUAAUGACUUCAAACUAAGUGUAUGUAAACUUCUGACUUCAACUGUGUGUGUGUGUGUGUGUAUAUAUAUAUAUAUAUAUAUAUAUAUAUAUAUAUAUAUAUAUAUAUAUAUAUAUAUAUAUAUAUAUUCCAGCAAAAUGCUCCCUGUCAGCAAUUGCAACUGGAGGUAUCACACAAUGUGUUUUUUACCUACUCAUUCUUACUCUGGCAUAGUCAUGUGCGGCAUGCUUUUUUUUUGGGGGGAAUACUUGCCAGAUUUACUGUAACGGUUCACAUUGAGUGGAUGAGUAAUUACAUGGCUGAUUUCACAAAUUAUACCUUGUCUAAAGAGCUAAAAACUUUCAGCUAAUCAUUACCAGUGUGACAUGUACAUGACUAAUUCUAUCUAUCUUUGUGAAUCUGAGGGACAACCACAAUUUUAUGCAGAGGAGAAAUGCAUACAGUGAGCCAUAAAUAAGAGAAAAGCUUUGUGGAGUUUAAAAAGCUGUCAGUGGUCACCUUUGGAGCAUUGCUGGAUUUGAAGCAAUAGCUAUUCAAUGCAAUAGAAGACUGGUUUGUUGUUACAAUUGCUGUGCAUUCAUUAAGAGCAAGUUACUCUCUUGGAAAGAGUAUACUGUGUAAUAAAUGCUUCAAUUUAGGCAAUAAGAUGUGCUCUGAGGUGCACAGUAUAAUGCUGUUACUGUGGUACUGUUGUGUGUAAAUUUAUGUUUGUGUUUGUUGCAGAAUUGUUUUCAACAAUUAACCUUGCAUGCCAUGUGUUUCACAUAACCUUAAAUAUUAUUUUCAAAUGUUAACUUCAAUAGAUUGUAUUGUUAUUAUUAUGGAAAUGGUCUAAAUGUCUGGCAUCUGCAGUGGUUUGAGUAUAACAGUAUACUACUUCAGAUGGUCUUUCUGUUCGUGUGUGUAUUAUGUGGAAUGCAAUAGAUUAAAGUGAUCAGUAGCUUGUAUUUUGCAAUUAUGCAAUACCAUAUGGAGACAUGCAAUUCGGUAGACGUGCCUACUAGUCUAAACGAAAGGAGCUUCAAGUUCACCUUCUAAUGUCAUGAAUGUGUCAGGAAUAGAAAUACUACCUGAUAUCUAUAGCACUUUCAGGAGAAUGUCCAUGUAAUUUGCUUUUUUAAAGUGCCCGUGUCUGCAGACCACACAUUGUAUUUUUGUGCAGAGCUAAUCUAUGCAAUGUGAAUGCUUAUAUAUUUGUUUCUUUUUCAAGUGCUUGUGUUCUUAUUUUGCCCACAUUUCAAUACAGAAUUCUUUUAAUAAAAGUAACACCAUAAUUA